Melanotaenia boesemani (Boeseman's rainbowfish) is the source of this 1105-nucleotide messenger RNA. It is a transcript of the gene tmigd1, whose product is annotated as transmembrane and immunoglobulin domain containing 1. Lineage: Eukaryota; Metazoa; Chordata; Actinopteri; Atheriniformes; Melanotaeniidae. The transcript is spliced from 7 exons. Bases 135 to 884 code for a protein of 249 amino acids. The record is from RefSeq and is a predicted model, not a curated record.
GUUUUGGUGGGCUAAGCUGAUUUUACUUUUCUCUGUCACCCUACUAAAAUCCUGGCAAAACAGGGAACAAAGAAGGGAAGAGACAAGAAAUACAAAGAAACACGCGCUGACAGGUUUAUUCCAGGAAAGCUAAAAUGUUGAUGUUCAGAACUUCUCUUUUCCUUUUGCUCUUCUACUGUGGUACCCAGACAUUAGGCAUCAAUAUCCAAACCAUUCCAGAUGUCAAUGGUGACGGUAUUAUUGAAGUUGAGCUUCAGAAGACUGUAACACUGGUCUGUGGGCUUAAUGGCGACACUCCAUCUGAUGAAGAGCUAGUGUGGCUGAGGAAUGGAGCUGUGGUCGAUCUGAAAGAUGGAAACAAGAAGGGUCGUAGCAGUGUGUGCAUCAAUCCUGUCAUCUAUGAAGAUAAUGGUGCCACUUUUGCUUGUCACCUGCAUGCCAACACUUCAGACAAGGCCUCUGUCUCCCUGAAUGUCACUUAUCACCCACAGCUCUCUGGGUCAGAGGAGGUUACAGUAGAAAUAGACUCACCGCUGGUCCUGCAGUGUGACAUGCGGGCCAAUCCACCAGUCUCAUCUAUGACCUGGUCACUGAAUGGAAGCAUAGUGGUUCUGUUAGAGGGUGGCUUUGCUGUGACAAAUGAUGGCUUUAAAAGUCAAUUACAAGUCAACAAAGUGGAUAAACUCUUGCAUGAAGCUACAUAUCAAUGCACAUCAGACUCUCCUAAGUAUGGACAACACAGCAAGACUUUCUACGUCACAGUGACAGAAAAGACCAUUAAGUUCCCUCUGAUGCCCAUGAUAGCAGGGCUGGUGGUGGUAGGCCUCACUGCAAUUCUUGCUGUUGCUUCACGGUGGAAAAAAAUCACAAAGUGCUGCAAGUAAGUUGUGCAACAAUAACCAGCCCGCUCAGACAAAUCAUGAAGACAUCACCACUCUUUUGUGUUCAAGAGACUAUGAUUACUAAUUUAUGUAACUUAUUUAAUUUCGUUAGCAUAUUUGCCUUUUGUAAAAAGGAAUGUUUUGAACAUGCCAAUGAACUAAUGUCUGUAAAAUAAAGAAACUACAGCCUGGUGUCAUUAGCAUUGCUUUUCACAAAGAGUCGG